Schistosoma curassoni is the source of this 2682-nucleotide messenger RNA. Lineage: Eukaryota; Metazoa; Platyhelminthes; Trematoda; Strigeidida; Schistosomatidae. The record is from the annotation of a GenBank genome assembly.
AUGUCUAUAGAUGCAAGGUCAAGGCUGGUUCAAGCUUUUAACGAUUUCGGAGGUCGUGUUUCUGGUGAACAGAUCCUCAAAUUCAUUAAAGAUGACGAACUAUUAAACCGAGAAACACGGUAUUCUAUUAAGAAACUAAUUACUUCAAUUGCUGUGGUUGAAUAUGACUCGGACAAAAAGAGAUAUUUGGUGUUGAAAGAUUUAGCUCGAGAUAAAGAGAAUCUAGCUUGUAAUAUGUGUCAAUCUACUCAAACAACAACUUCACAGUCUUCAGAAAACCAAAAUGUCCCCAAAUCAACCGUUUUAUCACAUCAAGGAAGUCAGUCAACAAAAUUGCCAGUGGCCCAUAAGACACCUCCCUCUUCUCCUCAGUUAGUUCCUACCACCGCUAUUACCACUCCUGCUACUUCUAUCAAUGUUACUGCUGUUCGUCCUUCCGUCUAUUCCACAUUUACUAGCAACGAAACUCGUUUAUGGUGGAUGGCAGUUAUCGAUUGUCGUGUUGCAGAUAUGAAACGUUUGCUAGGAAUAAAUCCCAAAUUAGCCAAUUGGGCUGAUCCAGUGAAUGGUUGGACUGCAUUACAUUAUGCAGCAAAAUUUGGUAAUAUAAACUGUCUGAAAUUAUUGAUUCAUCAGUAUCAUGCUAAUGUGAAUACACGAAGUAGGAAUGGACGUACACCCUUACAUAUUGCUGUUGUUCAUUCACAACGUGUUGUUAUUCGUGCAUUAGUUGAUGAUUUCAAAGCUGAUCCAACUUUGAUGGAUUUCUCUGGUUACUUUCCAUAUAUGUUACUUGAAAAUAAUUUAAAAACUGAAUAUGAACCUUUUUUAACACAUGGUCGACUUCAACGAAUUCGAACUGCAUUAAAAGUUUUUAGAACAUCAAAUGUUUCCCAUGAUUCUUCUAAUAUCACUAAAGAUAAUUCCAGUAAGAAAGGUGUUGUGCAUACUGAUCAUUCAAUGGUUGACUUCAAACGACCUGUUAUGCUUCCAGUUGUGUCUAGACGAUUAGAGAAUUUCAAACGACCGACAACAAUACAGCAACAAAAUCAUUUAAAUCGAACAUCUACCUUGAAACCGAUUAAUCAAAAUGCUGAGUAUAGUUUACGACGUCCAUCUGUGUUUGAAGGUAUUUUAAAAUCGGCUGCUGAAGCUGCUCAACACUGGAAUCAUCAUAAUAAUAAUUGUAAUAAUGAUCAUACAUCAAGUGUUAAAUUGUCAUCAGAAUCUAAUGAAGAACAAGUUAAUAAUGAUAAUGCUAACGUCAGUAAACCUCUUAACGCUUGUUCUUCUUCUACGACAACAACAGAACCAACAACAACAAUAACUGAUCCCCAUAAACGCUUAGUACAACGUUUAGAUUCGAUGAUUUCAUUAAGACGUGAACAGAAUGCAUUAUCCAAUCUUUCAAAUAGUAAUCAUUCUAAUGAAAUUGGAUCAUCAUUUGAUUUGUCUACUUCAUCAGAUAAUAAUGAUUACUUUUCCACUAUUAAUUAUCGAAAAGCAAAUACAUUGGAUCGUCGAUUUCCUCCUUCUAUGGGGAGUCAUAAUUUGAAACAUUCAUCUCAAUCUACAGAUCCAUAUACUUUGAAAUUAUUAUUAUCAUUAUUACCUUCAAUACCACCAUCUACAUCAUCUGUAUCUUCAUCAUCAUUAUCAUCAUUAGGUUUAAAAAAUAUCAAUGGUAUAGAUGAGAAUAAAUUAAAAAAACUUACAUCAUUAUCAUCAUUUCAUAAACAUUUAAACAAAAAAUUACAUCGUUCUUUAUCAAGUUCUUCAACGGUUACAUCAUUCAAGACAACAACAACAACAACAAUCCAUAGUAAACAUCAUUCAUAUCAUAAUAAUAAUAAUAAUAAUAAUAAUGAUACAUUGCCUGAAUUUCAUUCAUUACCACAUCGACAUCAUUCUACUAAUAUGGAAACUGAUAAACAAAUCAUAAAUGAUUAUCAUCAUAAAUCAAUUUCAACUACGGCUUUAUUAGCUGAAACUGAUGUAUGUCAAUUAAUCACUUCAAAAGUUAAUCAUAUAAUUAAACGUAAAGCUUCUAGUGUUAGUCAACAUUGAAAUAUAUCAUACAAGUAAAAUAAUCUCCAUGGUGAUGAUGAUGAUGAGCAUCAUUAUCACCAUGGGGAUUAUUGAUUUUCCUUUUUUUUUUAGAAAAUAUACAGAUCAUAUUGUCGUACAUAAUUAUUUCAUUGGGUUUUAUAGUUAAUCGUUUUUUUUUAAAAUUAUUAUUUGAUCAUAGUAAUACUAUGAAUUGAAUAUGUUUCAUUCCGUACCCUUCCCCCUCCCCUACCCCCCUCCCUCCCUCCCUGCUUCCUACCUUCCCUCUCUCUUUCUCUAUCUUUUCAUUCUAUCUAUGUUCGAGGAAUUGUCUACAUUUAACCUCUUGUCAUGAUUUAAUCUUAUCCGGAUCCUUUUAUUUAUUUGUUUUUUUGAAUUUGUUAUAAAGUUUGUCUAAUUUCUUUUUAUUUAUUUUCCUCUUUGAUUUUUUUCUCUCUCUCUCUCUCUUGAUGUUGAUUCCAUUGUUGUGCUAAUAAUUCAUUGUAUGAAACUUGAGAUCUAUUUCCUGUUAUAGUGUUACAUAACAGUUACUGUUAUUAUUAUUAUUAUUAAUGUUACUAUUAAAAGUGAUAAAACGAAUUGCAAUAAGGUGAAUAAAUACGUUUUUUUUUUCUA